AUGAUUCCUACAAAACGACUUACUCGGAGGCGCGUAACCUCAGAUCCAUGUCUGCCCGAGCGGCUUCCUACAACCAGUUUCAUAGAGAGAGAGGCAGAAUAUUUGGCACCCCAAGAACUCGUGAAACAGCAAUUAAAGGCAUCGCUAGAGGAGACAGUUCUCGGCGCAUCGCUUGCAGAAAGUCCAACUUCAGAGGAGCUUCGAAGACGAAGACGUAGCGAUUCAACACCUCGUUCCGCUGCCUCUAUAAGGUCAUUUGUACAGUCGAUGGUGAGCCCCAAGAGUGGUCGUGCACCGUCGUCAGGCUGGGCGCAUCUUCAAUCAUAUGAGGUUAUGAAAGCUAUCGAAGAAAAGGACAUUAUUUUCCUCAUGGAAGUAAGGGAUAAAGCCUUCCCGCUCUUGCUUCAAAGUUCUGGAGGGGAGACACCCCUCGUGCAUGCCAUUCGAACAGGCAACAAGGAUGUAGCGAUUGUUCUGCUCGGUGCAUUCUCCAGAUGGGUGAAUUACCUGGAAGAUUCAGACGUCCAGAAAUCUCAAACGCAAACACAGUUGAAAGCAUUGCGCGUCGGUUUGAAACUUGCCAUUAAUGAGGGUCUGGCGAAAUCUCAAAAUGACCUCAUUGCGUCUUUCAUGCAAACUCUAAUCAUGAGUGAAGGUGAUAAAUGGGUACAUGCGCAAGUCUCUACCGUUUCUCGAGCUUUAAAUGCGGGAACAGAGGGAACGCCGGUCCACGUCGCGGCAGCGGCAGUGAGGAAGUUUGCAACUAAGGAACUGGGGAAGGCAGAUUUGAUUGCCUCGUUGGAAGACUAUGUCUCGAAUGCGACAGCAGAUCUCUUGAUGAUGGGUGCUUGGGCCAACGUGUUGCAGGCGGUCAAGGCUGACCCUUUACCAUCGUAUUAUUUUGCCCGUGACGACCGCGUGUACAAGGCGUUUGUGGAAAGGAUCGAGCGGCACAAGUUAGAAAUUCAGCGAUCCUGUGGUCGGCGGCUGAGAUGGCAACUGAAGGUGCUAAAGGACGUGUUAGAGGGACGCAGUGUGACUUUUCGAAGAAAAGUUGAGCUGCUGAUGUCCCAACUGGACGAAGGGGAAGGGUUGUAA
This is a messenger RNA of Cyclocybe aegerita, 1098 nucleotides long. The record is from the annotation of a GenBank genome assembly. Lineage: Eukaryota; Fungi; Basidiomycota; Agaricomycetes; Agaricales; Hemipholiotaceae.